Cololabis saira (Pacific saury) is the source of this 2831-nucleotide messenger RNA. RefSeq names its product bone morphogenetic protein receptor, type IBa (gene bmpr1ba). The record is from RefSeq and is a predicted model, not a curated record. Gene Ontology annotation, cellular component: plasma membrane; signaling receptor complex. The transcript has 13 exons. The coding region runs from base 453 to 2084 and encodes 543 amino acids. Gene Ontology annotation, biological process: cellular response to growth factor stimulus; BMP signaling pathway; dorsal/ventral pattern formation. Gene Ontology annotation, molecular function: ATP binding; SMAD binding; transforming growth factor beta receptor activity, type I. NCBI's taxonomy places the organism in Eukaryota, Metazoa, Chordata, Actinopteri, Beloniformes, Belonidae.
CUCACAUCUGUACGAGGAGUAGCCUGAGCAGCAACUUUUCCUGUCUACCCAAAUAAGCAAGCAAGAAAGCAUCCCGGCGACAUUGUCGAGCUGGGUGACCAACUUCACCAGUGAAUGUGAGAGCACACUUCCAUCCUCCCCUUGUUUACAGCUGGCCUCGCUGCUACUGUCAGACCGGGUUGGAAGACAAUCAACUCCAACUGCUGCUGCUGCUGGUAUGUUUUGUGUGGUGUGGACUUUCUCACAUUGUGGCGGACCCACACACACGCACACUCUGGGGCUUGCAUGCCUGAUACUCCCCCCACCUCCUACUUCUCAUUCCCUCUCUGGCACAUACACACACACGCUCAGAAGGAGAGGCGGUGUGUGUGAGUGACGAAUCUCGUCGCGUGGAGAGCGCUGAAGAGAGGAGCAUUGAGGAGAAGAGACGAGACGAACGGCAGACUCUUACCAUGCCAGGGAAGGAGGAACGGCUCAAGUGCUGCCCCUCUCCCUGUCUCUGGAGCCGGAGUGCUCUGCUUUUGCUUGGACUGUUGUAUCUGCAUGCACAAGCACACGGCAACAUAUUGGACAGUAUGUUGUUCAGAGCGUCCAACAGAGAGGCAGUGGAGAGUGGGAAGGAGACUUUUGGCAGCACAGCUCCUGCGUCCUCCUCCCAAAGAUUCCUGUGGUGUCACUGUUAUCACCACUGCCCAGAAGACUCAACCAACAACACGUGCAGGACGGAUGGCUACUGUUUUACCAUGGUGGAGGAGGAGGGAGGGGUUCCCGUACAAACUGCAGGUUGUCUGGGACUCGUUGGGUCGGAGUUCCAGUGUAAGGACAUGAGGGCCUCGCGUCAGAGGAAAUCACUAGAGUGCUGUACAGAUGAAGAUUACUGCAACAGAAACCUCCAUCCCACACUCCCACCUCUCAAACCUCCUCUCUAUGUCGAUGGGAAGAUUCACCACAUGGCAUUGUUGAUUUCAGUCACUGUGUGCAGCAUCGUGUUGGCUGUCAUUAUUGCGUUCUGCUACUUCAGGUACAAGCGACAAGAGUCUCGUCCUCGGUACAGCAUUGGUCUGGAGCAGGACGACACUUACAUUCCUCCUGGAGAAUCCCUGAAGGAUCUGAUAGAGCAGUCACAGAGCUCUGGCUCAGGCUCAGGGCUCCCUCUGUUGGUCCAGCGAACAAUCGCCAAGCAAAUUCAGAUGGUGAAGCAGAUCGGCAAAGGGCGGUAUGGAGAGGUGUGGAUGGGCAGGUGGAGGGGAGAAAAGGUGGCUGUGAAGGUUUUCUUCACCACUGAGGAAGCCAGUUGGUUCAGAGAGACUGAAAUCUACCAGACUGUCUUGAUGAGACAUGAGAACAUCCUGGGUUUCAUUGCUGCAGAUAUCAAAGGAACUGGCUCUUGGACGCAGCUCUACUUAAUCACUGACUACCAUGAAAAUGGAUCCUUGUAUGACUACCUCAAAUCCACCACUCUGGACAACAAAGCUAUGCUGCGCCUGGCCUACUCCUCCGUGUCGGGGCUCUGUCACCUCCACACGGAGAUCUUCGGCACCCAGGGGAAACCUGCCAUCGCUCACAGGGAUCUGAAGAGCAAGAACAUUCUGGUGAAAAGAAAUGGCACCUGCUGUAUCGCUGAUCUCGGACUGGCCGUGAAGUUUAUCAGUGACACCAAUGAGGUAGACAUCCCCCCCAACACACGAGUCGGUACAAAGCGCUACAUGCCUCCAGAAGUUCUGGAUGAGUCUCUGAACAGAAGUCAUUUUCAGUCCUACAUCAUGGCCGACAUGUACAGCUUUGGGCUUAUCCUCUGGGAGAUUGCUCGACGAUGUGUCUCAGGAGGAAUCCUAGAAGAGUAUCAGCUACCGUACCACGAGUUGGUUCCUACAGACCCAUCGUAUGAAGACAUGCGAGAGGUGGUCUGCAUCAAGAAGCUGCGACCAUCCUUUCCCAAUCGAUGGACCAGCGAUGAGUGUUUGAGACAGAUGGGGAAGCUGAUGACAGAAUGCUGGGCGCACAACCCAGCCUGCCGCCUCACAGCUCUACGGGUCAAAAAGACACUUGCCAAAAUGUCAGAAUCACAGGACAUCAAGCUGUGAGCCGGCACUGCCAGCUGUGCAUAGAAAGGGCACUGACGAUCACCCCGACUCUGGUCCGGGGCCUCGCUAGCCUUCAUUUCUGGGAAGACGGAGGAGAAGCAACUUGGAAGAUCACACAGUCACCGACUCAGAAUCCAAAUGCCCAGAACUCUGCAACUCAAGUCUUGCUGAAAAUAAUCAAUGUCUGUAUGCCUUGCUCUGUUUGGUCCAUCAAAGAAGAUGAGACAACAUCAUUUCAGUUUAGUGUGAAGACACUGAUUUAGCUUGAGGCUGUAGCUGCAGAGGUACUUAAACAGGCUACUGACCAGUAAGUGGAAUACUGUAUCUGUGCUUUCUGUGAAAGCUAACCCUACAUGUGGAUGAAGGUCUGACUGUAAGAACUGAAGGGACGUGCUUCAAGGCAGUCUUGUACUGCAGUGAACACCUCUUUCCUAAACACUUAUCACCCCACUACUGGCUUUAUAUAAUUAUUGUUUGAACACCUUUUUGUCACUCUUAAGUGGAAUGCUUUUGGUUAUAAGUACUGACACUAUGUGGCAGAAAUAUUGUGAGGCUUUACGGCAAUUUUUCUGUUUUGUUUAUUGUGAUACAAUUUGUAGACACUGAAGAGAAGUUACAUUUGUACGUGAGUUGUGAUAGGCUAAUUAUAAUGCAGAAGUGUAUUUUCCAUGUAAAACUCAAAAUCUGUACGCCAGUAUGUGGAAAAAUAAAGUUUAUAUGUUCCAACAAGGUCUCGUUUGAGGCUCU